AUGGCUUGGAUGACUUACAUAUCAAAUUGGUUUGAGCAAGAUGAUUGGUAUGAAGGACUACAAAGACCAAACAUGUCCCACGUAAGGCAAGUGGGAUUGCUGGCUGCUGGAUGUCAGCCGUGGAACAGAGACGUAUGUGCUGCCAGUGGGGACAGGUUUGCAUAUUGUGCAACCCUGGCUAUCUACAUUUACCAGUUGGAUCACCAUUAUAAUGAAUUCAAACUUCAUGCAAUUAUGUCUGAACAUAAAAAAACAAUCACAGCAAUCUCUUGGUGUCCACAUAACCCUGACUUGUUUGCAAGUGGCAGCACUGAUAACUUGGUGAUCAUCUGGAAUGUUGCAGAACAAAAAGUCGUUGCUAAACUCGACAGUCAAAAAGGGAUACCCGCCUCUCUCAGCUGGUGCUGGAAUGCAAGUGAUAUGGUGGCAUUUGUUUCCCAUAGAGGACCCCUGUUCAUCUGGACCAUCUCAGGGCCAGACAGUGGAGUGACCGUACACAGAGAAGCUCACAGCUUCUUGUCUGACAUCUGUAUCUUCAGAUGGCACACCCAGAAAAGGGGGAAAGUUGUGUUUGGUCACCUUGAUGGAAGUCUGUCGAUUUUUCAGCCAGGUAAUAAAAACCAGAAACAUGUUUUGAGACCUGAAUCUCUUGAAGGGACAGAUGAAGAGGAUCCAGUUACAGCCCUGGAGUGGGACCCCCUGUCUACUGAUUAUCUUCUUGUGGCUAAUUUACAUUAUGGAAUCCGCCUGGUAGAUUCUGAAUCACUUUAUUGUAUAACAACAUUUAAUCUUCCCAGUGCAGCAGCUUCAGUACAGUGCUUAGCCUGGGUCCCCAGUGCUCCUGGGAUGUUUGUAACUGGAGAUUCUCAAGUGGGUGUUCUGCGCAUUUGGAAUGUUUCAAAAACAACACCUAUUGAUAAUCUUAAAUUAAAGAAAACAGGAUUUCACUGCUUGCAUGUACUCAAUUCUCCUCCAAAGAAAAAAUUUUCAAUCCAAUCGCCAACCAAAAAUCAUUAUACAUCCUCAACCAGUGAAGCAGUUCCGCCUCCCACUUUAACACAGAAUCAAGCCUUUUCUUUGCCCCCUGGGCAUGCGGUGUGCUGUUUCCUGGAUGGUGGAGUUGGACUUUAUGAUAUGGGAGCUAAGAAGUGGGAUUUUCUCAGGGAUUUGGGACAUGUGGAAACUAUCUUCGACUGCAAAUUCAAACCAGAUGAUCCCAAUCUUUUAGCAACCGCUUCAUUUGAUGGUACUAUAAAAGUCUGGGAUAUAAACACACUAACAGCAGUAUACACUUCUCCGGGUAAUGAAGGGGUAAUUUAUUCCCUUUCAUGGGCUCCAGGUGGUUUAAAUCGUAUUGCUGGGGCAACUUCUCAAAAUGGUGCUUUUAUUUGGGAUGUUGAAAAGGGCAGAAUGGUUCAACGAUUUAAUGAGCAUGGAAAAAAUGGAAUAUUCUGCAUUGCCUGGAGUCAUAAAGAUUUCAAAAGAAUAGCAACCUGCAGUGGUGAUGGCUUCUGUAUCAUUCGAACAAUUGAUGGUAAAGUCCUACACAAGUACAGACACCCAGCGGCAGUGUUUGGUUGUGACUGGAGCCAAAACAACAAUUCUGUUCGAAUCUGGGACUAUACUCAAGAUGCUUGCAUAAAUGUUCUCAGUGGACAUACUGCACCCGUGAGGGGAUUAAUGUGGAAUACUGAGAUUCCAUAUCUACUAAUAUCUGGUAGCUGGGACUAUACCAUAAAAGUAUGGGACACUCGAGACGGAACUUGUCUGGACACUGUGUCUGAUCAUGGUGCAGAUGUGUAUGGUUUAACAUGCCACCCACGUCGGCCCUUCACUAUGGCCUCUUGCUCCCGGGAUUCUACAGUGAGACUCUGGUCAUUAACACCUUUGAUCGCUCCUUUACAAAUAAAUAUUCUGGCAGAAAGACCUUGGGAAGACAUUAUCGGGAACACUGACUGUGCUAUGGAACCAAGCACUCCUCCUCUGCUGUGUGGUAAAGUGUCAAGGGACAUUAGGCAAGAAGUGGAAACGCCAACUGGUAAUCCUCGAGCAAAAAAGCUAAGGUGGUUUUCAGAAUGUUUAUCACCUCCAGGUGGCAGUGACAAUUUAUGGAACUUGGUUGCUGUGAUAAAAGGGCAAGAUGAUAGCUUACUCCCUCAGAACUACUGCAAAGGAAUAAUGCAUUCAAGACAUCUGAUUAAAUUUAGAACAUCUGAAGCCCAAGAACUAACAACUGUCAAGAUGUCUAAAUUUGGCAGUGGCAUUGGCGUACCAACUAAGGAGGAGAGACUGAAGGAAGCUGCAGAGAUACACCUGAGACUGGGACAGAUUCAGAGAUACUGUGAACUCAUGGUUGAACUUGGAGAGUGGGACAAAGCCCUGUCAAUCGCACCAGGGGUCUCUGUGAAAUACUGGAAGAAGUUAAUGCAGAGGAGAGCUGACCAGUUAAUUGAGGAAGAUAAGGAUGACGUCAUUCCGUACUGCAUAGCCAUUGGGGAUGUGAAGAAACUAGUCAGCUUCUUUACAUCCCGAGGUCAGCUUAAGGAAGCUCUGCUUGUCACACAGGCUGCAUUUGAGGGAAAUAUGCAAACCAUACAUGUUUCUGCACCAAAAGGAGCUUCAUGUUCUGGUGAUGCCUACAAGGAAGACUUUAAUGAACUCCUGUACAAAGUCAGCAAAGAGCUGGCAGAAUGGUAUUUUCAAGAUGGUCGGGCAGUGCUAGCUGCAUGUUGCCAUCUAGCUGUGGAUAAUAUUGAGCUUGCUAUGGCAUACCUGGUUCGCGGAAAUGAACUGGAGUUGGCUGUCUGUGUGGGCACGGUACUGGGCGAGUCUGCAGCUCCAACAACCCACUAUGCCCUAGAAUUACUGGCAAGAAAAUGCAUGAUGAUUCCAAUAUGGAAUUUGGCAGCUGAUCUUCUGAUGAUGAUUCCUGAUAAUGAACUACAUUUAGUAAAACUCUGCGCUUUCUACCCAGGGUGUGUUGAAGAAAUAAAUGAUCUUCAUGAGAAGUGCAAGCUACCCACAGUAAAAGAAUGUAUGCAGUUAGCUGAGACAGCCUGUGCAACUGGCAAUAUCUUUGAAACUGUGAAGUAUUACUUGUUAAGUCAAGAACCUGAAAGGGCCCUUCCCAUUGGUAUUGACUUUGUCAAAGAUUACAUCAGUAGCUCCAAUUGGACAUUGGAUACCAUUUACCCAAUUCUUGACCUGUUGAGUUAUAUUCGUACUGAAAAGUUACUCUUGGAUACAUGUACUGUAGCUCGAAAUGAGUUGCUAAUAUUAUGUGGUUAUAUUGGUGCAUUGUUGGCUAUCAGAAAACAGUACCAAAGCAUUAUUCCAGCACUUUAUGAGUACACAAGUCAGCUGUUGAAACGUCGGAAAGUGUCAGUACCUUUAAAAAUUGAACAGCUCACCGAAGAACUGGAUGCGUGGAGAGCUUGUACACAGUCUACCAACCAAUCAUUGGAAGACUCUCCUUAUACACCUUCUGAUUCACAAAGAAUGGUUUAUGCAACUUUACUAAAGAGAGUAAAAGAAGAAUCACUCCAAGGAAUUAUUGGACCAGAUUAUGUGACUGGAUCAAAUCUUCCAAGUCAUUCUGAUAUUCACAUUUCUUGUCUAACAGGAUUAAAAAUCCAGGGCCCUGUAUUUUUCCUUGAAGAUGGGAAAUCUGCUAUCUCAUUGAAUGAUGCUUUGAUGUGGGCAAAGGUGAAUCCAUUCUCACCUUUAGGUACUGGAAUACGACUCAAUCCAUUUUGAUAGAAGAUUUCUCUCCAUGCUUCAUUUUUUUUUUUUUUAAUAGAAGAACUUCUGUAAGUUAGUAUUACCUUAAUCUUGGUUGUCCAAGAGCCCAAGGUGGGGAGGAGGACCAGGGGUUGGGAAGGGUAGAUAACAAUA
Otolemur garnettii (small-eared galago) is the source of this 3894-nucleotide messenger RNA. It is a transcript of the gene WDR17, whose product is annotated as WD repeat domain 17. Bases 1 to 3756 code for a protein of 1251 amino acids. Gene Ontology annotation, molecular function: protein binding. The transcript is spliced from 28 exons. NCBI's taxonomy places the organism in Eukaryota, Metazoa, Chordata, Mammalia, Primates, Galagidae. The record is from RefSeq and is a predicted model, not a curated record.